AACAUACGUAGAGGAAUUGUGUAUCAAUAACGGCGUCGAACCAAAAUUUCGCUGCUCCUCAUUAUGUCGACAUAAAAACAAGCUUCAUUCUUGAAAACCACUGAGUUUUCACAUUCCUUAGCUCGCAGGUCGAAGCUUUUAAUUCUAGAUUCCAAUCACGGACAGUGAGAGGAUACGUGGCGUGUUACCUGAGAAGCUGAUCGGAGUUUUAUAGAGCCGGCAAUAGUCAUCUCAAACAAUUAACAAAAUGAGGAUCAAUGUCAGUUCUGUCGCUAGAAAAGUCGAGGUCGAUAAUCGAAUUCCUCUACGAUAUUACUACCGAAUCGCUGAUAAUCUCCUUAAACAGGCUAGUAUUUAUCGGGAGGAGAAGAAUAUUGUAGAUUUGUAUAUAAUACUGCUAAGAUAUUCAAGUUUGGUGUCCGAAACAAUACCAUUUCAUAGGGACUACCAGGCACUACUUGUGAAAGAAAGAGCUACAUACCGAAAGAGAUUGAUUGCUGUGCUAGACGAGCUUGAGUCUUUGAAGCCGGAAUUUCUGCAUCGAGUGGAUGAACUUAAUAGAGCCCAUGGAAGAGCUCAACUGGUUGACCUUGAUAGCAGAGACAUGACUUCAUAUGGUGCAGAAACGUCUUCUUUGGAAUGGCCUGUUGUUGAUAAAAAAUGUCAUCUGAGCAUGGAUACAAAGCAGCUGCACCCUUCCAGCAUGGCAAUUCAGUCAUCAUGGAGGAAUAAUAAUGACCGUAACCAAGUUUUAUCUUCGAGUUCUGUGCAACUUGACAAGGAGUUUCAGAGACUAUCUGUUAGCCUGCCUCGUCCAAGCAAAGAAACUUUGUCUAGACACUCAUUCUUAGGUCCAAGUGGUCUUCGAGGCCAAUUGCUUGUUCCUAGUGCAGAGAUAAAGGUUCAAUACCCAAGCAGCACUGACCUUACCCCAAUUGAACAUACAAGCCUGAAUCAGGCUGGCCAUUAUGAUGUGGUUCCAUUAAAAAGAGGUGAACCUGGAGGGGCUGUAUCUACGAUGGAGUCAGUUCUUUCCUUAGAUGAUGGUAACUGGCCAAAACAUGCUGUGGAUUCGUGUCCUCCAAUUGUUAAUGAAGCAAGAGAAGAUCCUUUCCAGUUUGUUGGCAUCAAGCAACCUCCUCCUCCUCCUGUUCUUGCUCAAGUGCAGCAAGAAUUUGCUCCAAUUUCUCCAUCUAAAGUUGCUGAUCCAAGACCUGGUCCAGCGAAGCCUUCUCAGGAUGGAACACUCAGCUCUAGUUCAUAUCAACAUUUACAUGUUGUAGGUUUCUCUGUGCUGAUAUAUAUGUUCUUGUGGCAGUUCUUUUUGCCAGUAAACUUGAUGCAAGAUUUCUUGAGAUUGGCCCAGGCAAAUACUAAGAAAAAUCUAGAAACCUGUGGCAUUCUUGCUGGUUCCCUGAAAAACAGGGUUUUCCAUAUAACUACACUCAUUAUCCCAAAACAGGAGUCAACAUCUGAUUCGUGUCAGACAUUGAAUGAAGAACAAAUUUUUGAAGUUCAAGACAGACUAUCUCUUUUCCCUCUUGGUUGGAUUCAUACACACCCAACACAGACCUGUUUCAUGUCAUCAGUAGAUCUUCACACUCAUUACUCAUAUCAAAUUAUGUUGCCUGAAGCUGUCGCUAUUGUUAUGGCCCCAACUGAUACAUCAAGUCCACAUGGCAUAUUUCAUCUCUCUGAUCCGGGUGGUGUGUCUGUGAUACGCAACUGCCAGCAGCGGGGUUUUCAUCCCCAUGAAGAGCCCUCUGAUGGAACCGCUAUCUAUGAGCACUGUUCUCAUGUCUUCAUGAAUGCUAAUCUAAGAUUUGAUGUUGUUGAUCUUCGGUAAGCUUGCAAUCAGUGACAUAAGGCGGGUAUUUAAGUAAAUAUGUUAAACAAAAGGGAGUAUGUAAACAGAAAAUCUUUUCUUUGUUUUUUUCUGCCUUUGUGACCUAUGUGAUGUUGUAAAUUCAACUCUCUCUGAGUAGACAUUUGAUAGAAAGAGCUGAAAAUUUUUCAACCAUAAAAUUUAGACAAUCCUUGCACCAUUCAAAAUGUACUGUAAUUGUAAUUGCUUAACUAAAGACACAAAUUAAGUGUGAUUGACGGGAUAAUUAUCAGCAGCUACAUUAUUGAUUAUGUUAUAUGGAAGUUUAUUUCUCUCUC
Mangifera indica (mango) is the source of this 2163-nucleotide messenger RNA. RefSeq names its product AMSH-like ubiquitin thioesterase 3. Lineage: Eukaryota; Viridiplantae; Streptophyta; Magnoliopsida; Sapindales; Anacardiaceae. Gene Ontology annotation, cellular component: endosome; membrane. The record is from RefSeq and is a predicted model, not a curated record. Gene Ontology annotation, molecular function: metal-dependent deubiquitinase activity; K63-linked deubiquitinase activity; protein binding. The transcript is spliced from 14 exons. Gene Ontology annotation, biological process: protein K63-linked deubiquitination; protein K48-linked deubiquitination. Bases 248 to 1846 code for a protein of 532 amino acids.